ACUGCAUUCAAGUGCUUAGUCGGAGAGGUAGGUCAUAUAGCGAGGAAAGAGAUAGCCGUGUUAUCUUUUUCCUAGGUAGUUGUAAACGAUGACGAGUGCGUAAAGAAAGGUCCUCCUCAGUUUCAAGUUGGAUUUGGUUCGUUCAUCCUCCUCAACCAGAAACUUAUUGCAGGAUUAUUUUUAGUUGGCUGCCAUAUGUUGAAAAUGACAGAGGAACGCGACAAGACACACAUGGAGCCCCCGUGCAGCCCUGCGGGCACCAACAGUUCCAUGUCUCAGGAUGACUCCGAUUCUGAUGCUCCGUCCUCCCCGACUGGCUCCGACGGACACGGCUCUCUGCUCUCGAGCUUGGGCAAAAAAGUGGAUGGGGAAGACGACGACAGGUUCCCUGCCUGCAUCAGAGAUGCGGUUUCCCAAGUUCUUAAGGGAUAUGACUGGUCACUGGUUCCUAUGCCCGCUCGGGGAAACGGCUCGCUAAAAAACAAACCUCACGUGAAGAGACCGAUGAAUGCCUUCAUGGUGUGGGCGCAGGCUGCGCGCAGAAAGCUCGCGGAUCAGUACCCCCAUUUGCACAACGCCGAACUUAGCAAGACACUCGGAAAACUAUGGCGUUUGUUAUCAGAGAAUGAGAAAAGGCCUUUUGUUGAGGAAGCUGAACGGCUGCGCGUCCAGCACAAGAAAGAUCACCCCGACUACAAGUAUCAGCCACGCCGGCGGAAAAGCGUGAAGCCGGGCCAGAACGACUCGGAUUCGGGAGCUGAGCUGGGUCACCAAAUGUACAAGACGGAACCCGGAAUGGGCGGUUUGGCAGGGUUAGCGGACGGACACCAUCACCCAGACCACACAGGUCAACCACACGGUCCUCCCACACCCCCCACCACCCCUAAGACCGACCUGCACCACGGGGGCAAGGGUGAGACGAAGCACGAGGGCCGGCGUCUGCUCGACAGCAGUGGCGGGCGGCAGAACAUCGACUUCAGCAACGUGGACAUCUCCGAGCUGAGCACCGACGUCAUCUCCAACCUGGAGGCCUUCGACGUGCACGAGUUCGACCAGUACCUGCCUCUCAACGGUCACCUGGCAGCCGGCGGCACCACCAAUGCCACUGGCCCCAGCAUGCCCGGCCCCGAACAUGGCCAUGGGCCCAACGCCGCCGCAGUAGGGGGUCCGUUCGGCUCGCCGUACAGCCACGCCGCCUCGGCCGCCUGGAGCCGCAAGAGCGCCCUCGGCGGUCCCCCCCCCUCCUCCACGGCGCCCCCCUCGGCCGACGGCGCCGGACAUCGCCCCCACAUUAAGACGGAGCAGCUGAGCCCCAGCCACUACAGCGAGCCCCCGCACGCGUCCCCCUCCCACCCCGACUACCCCCCUUACCCGCCCCAGCCCUGCGUCUCCUCGGCGGGCUCCGCCGCCUCCAACGCCUCCUCCUUCUCCAGCUCCCCGUGUGACUAUACAGACCUGCAGAGCUCCAGCUACUACGGCCCCUACGCGGGCUACCCCUCCGGCCUCUACCAGUACCCCUACUUCCACUCCUCCCGGAGAGCCUACGGCAGCCCCAUCCUCAACAGCCUCUCGCUGCAGUCCUCCCACAGUCCCUCGGCCAACUGGGAGCAGCCCAUCUACACCACCCUGUCCAGGCCCUGAGAGGGCCUGCUGGGGUCUCCCGAACUCUCUCACAUGCCACCCCCCCCACACACCCACACCCACA
This is a messenger RNA of Alosa alosa (allis shad), 1705 nucleotides long. It is a transcript of the gene sox8a, whose product is annotated as SRY-box transcription factor 8a. Gene Ontology annotation, biological process: neural crest cell development; negative regulation of transcription by RNA polymerase II; morphogenesis of an epithelium. Gene Ontology annotation, molecular function: RNA polymerase II cis-regulatory region sequence-specific DNA binding; DNA-binding transcription factor activity, RNA polymerase II-specific. The record is from RefSeq and is a predicted model, not a curated record. NCBI's taxonomy places the organism in Eukaryota, Metazoa, Chordata, Actinopteri, Clupeiformes, Clupeidae. Gene Ontology annotation, cellular component: nucleus.